Molecule: messenger RNA, 1156 nt
Organism: Heteronotia binoei (common prickly gecko)
Lineage: Eukaryota; Metazoa; Chordata; Lepidosauria; Squamata; Gekkonidae
Product: E3 ubiquitin-protein ligase RNF182-like
Exons: 2
Coding region: 341-1066 (241 amino acids)
Source: RefSeq, a predicted model, not a curated record
UGACUUACCUUUUCUGCUGCAGCACUUGGUCGAGGGCUUCCUGUCUGUCUUGCAGCAGUCGCUGGAGGUGCCUUAUCUCUUUCUGGUCCUGAGCAGCCUUCACAGCAAAUUCCUUUUCCUGUUUUGUCACUUUGAGGGGGAAAUCUUUGAUCUUCUCAGUAGCUGUGUUCUUAUAUCUCUGGGAGAGCUGGACCAAAGGACAGUGCAGAGCCGUUUCUGGGAAUCCGUUGAAUGGACAGGCUAUAAUCCAUGGGAAAGAUGGUUCUCUCCAUGUGUGGCUUCCUCCUGAAACCAUGGGUGCUUUGCUUUAAAAGAACAAAUCGGUGUGCCUAAUUUAAAGAUGAAUUAUCCUCAGACAGAGGGAGAAGAAAAAGUACUGAACGAUGAGCUGGAAUGUAAAAUCUGUUAUCAGAAGUUUAACGUUCACGGCCGGAAACCCAAGAUUCUGGAUUGCCUCCACAGGGUGUGUGCUAAAUGCCUGACAAAAAUCCUCCACCUGGGAGAUGGCUCCCUAUGCAUCAGCUGCCCUUUCUGCCGCCAUGAGACCGAACUGCAGGAAGAGGAAGUGGAAGGGCUUCCCAAUGAUACAAACGUUAUGUCCAAACUUGUGGCCAAGGAAAAAACAGCAUGGAGCUCAGACUGCAAAGAAGUGGUUUUGACGCCCAAGAACCUGGCUUCUCCAAGUCCUUCUCAUGGGUCCUCAAACUGCCUGGUGAUAACCAUCAUGGAAGUGCAGAGAGAUUCCAUGAGGACUCCCAACCAAAACACUCUGUCGGAUUACUACACAGACCACAGCCUUGAUUCGGCAUCUGUAAACUCUCACAGCCACCUCGAUCAAGACAUUUUCUCUAAACUCUGUAAUCACGUCCCUAGAAUACUAGUGUGGCUGCUAGGGGUCUUCUACUUUGGCUCUUUGCCUCUUGGAAUCUAUUUGUUGGUGAUUCAGAAAGUGACCCUUGGGAUUGUCUGUGUUAGUCUUGUUCCAUCCAGUCUAACAGUGUGUCUCGUGUAUGGCUUUUGUCAGUGCCUCUGCCAAGGAAUGUGUGACUGCUCCUCUAGAAACUGACACUUUAAAACCAGAAUUUUGGAUAUUGUUAACUACCUAUCUUCAAAACUAUGGGCUAUUAAAACAUCAUGGUGUGAUUUUUUUAAAAAA